Messenger RNA from Branchiostoma floridae (Florida lancelet), 2140 nucleotides. Its product is annotated as testis-expressed protein 26-like. Gene Ontology annotation, cellular component: cytoplasm. The record is from RefSeq and is a predicted model, not a curated record. The coding region runs from base 224 to 1426 and encodes 400 amino acids. The transcript is spliced from 8 exons. NCBI's taxonomy places the organism in Eukaryota, Metazoa, Chordata, Leptocardii, Amphioxiformes, Branchiostomatidae.
AGCUAAACAAACCCGACCGGUACAGCUGAGCAUGACAGACUGCACCAAGUUGCCGUACGUCUGGUAUUAAACGCUCGGCCGCUCGGCAUUUCAGAAACAUUCAGGGCUCGGUAACUUGUGAGAAGCCUUCUUAAGUAUCUUUCAGUUCUAUUAAGGUCACCGUGGUAACAAGAUUAGUCUGGUUGUGUAGGAGAUUACAGGGCUACAACUGCUGAGCUAGAACAUGGCGGCCACGACAGAGAUCCUACACGCAUGGCGCGACCUGGACCAGCCUACGGAAUGGAGUCGGGAAGGAGAACAGCUUGCAGGGCAAAUUGUUCUUCCCAGUUUCGCGAAGAACUUGGAAAAAUACUUGCAGACUGCCUCCAGUCCGGAGGACAGGGAACGGUGUUUGCGUCUCCUGGCGUCCCUGAGUGUCCAGAAACAGCCGCUUCCCCAUCAGAGAGUAGAGGAGCAGCCCAGAAGGCCCAAGUCAGCCAUGCCGGCGUUAGGGCGAGAGAAGGCACCGCACCCAGCCUACAUCACCACCAACCAACGGGAGUACCAGUACCGGCCAGGCUCUGCCCUGGACAACACAAGGCCUGGCACCACGAAACACAGCUAUAUCACGCCCUACCAGCUCCCAGAGAAAAUCGGUCACACCACCUACCACGACCAGUAUUACAGCAAAGGCCACCACAAAAGAGAACCUAUCCGGUCCGGGACAUCGUCGGGGAACCGAAAAAACAACCCACAUCCUUUCCAGUCUUUCAUGGUGUGGAAGUUUCCACGACAUGAGAAACCACUAAAAGAAGGCAGCCAAUGGGGAACUGAGCUCACCGACGACAUUAUGGACCAGGUCAUCAAGGACCAGACGAAGUCCACUUACCAAUCAGACUACUUGGGCAUUCCACAAGGGUUCCAGGUAGGAAAUGCUGUUGACGCACCGUUGGAUUGGAAGUCCCAGGUUCCCUACUCUCUGGACUCCUUCAUGCGUUACACCUAUCGGCGACCUGUGCAAGAGCCACAACUCAAGGAGAACACCACCAGAUAUGGCUGUAACUCCAAGAAGAUGGUGCCAGCGCACGGAAUAGCGCCCAACGCAUCUCAGCUGCAGAACCAUUUGAAGGGCCGUACCACGUACCAGCGCGAGUACAACUCGAAAAAUGGGCGUGUGGAGUACCGGGACCUCAACACACUGGACCCAGACUGUCUCAGAGAAAUGAUAAACCAGACGGAACCUGGAAGAGACAAGCACGUACUGACGAACAUCCUCCGGUCGGUGAAGCACCACGGCGACCACUAUCGUGAGCUGGCAAGCGUGAGCCGCCGCACGCCGCCGACCCUGCGAUCACAGCGCCCGCCAAGUACGGCCAGCUCCCGCCGACGCACCUUCGAGACGCCCAUCAAUCCUAAGAUAGUGUCCAGCUGGGUUGGACCUGUCUGAUGUCAAAGGAACUCAGAUGUUGAAUUGACUCAUAUGCUGCUGGACAAGACUCAACAUAUUGUUGACUUGUUGUGUACUAUUCCAAACAGUGUUUAGACUUGUUGUGUUAUAAAACCUUAUGUGUUCCGUUUUGUUUUCACCCACUGCUCAUGCUGGGGAGCUUACGUUCAAAAGUAAUAAGAACUGCUGAUAAUAUUUGCCACGUGGAGCAUAUUACUUGCAUCAUUGUCAUAGAUCCACUCUUCAGAGUUAGUGGUUUGUUAAAUUAUGGAGUCUUGUACAUUUUAUGAGCAGACAUUGACAUACAAACAUGUGCACAAGUAUUUUUUUCCCUUUUCCAGGUUGUUAUUGUUGUUGUAUGAAAUGCACACAUUUUGCGUGACGAUUUGUGUGACCACCAGUGAAAGGAGGAAGUCAUGACAGACAUUUGUGCAUAGUUAAUAUGCCAACACAUCAUGGUCACUAUGUACAGAAAUAUUGUACCUAGUACAUAAUUUUACACUGCUACACGUGUCGCUGUUGUGUAUUUAACCCACAUGGCCAUAUACUGUUGUGUAUAGUCUUACGCCAUAUCAUCUUACUACCAAGCAGUCUCAAGUGGAACAAAUUUGACAAUGUCUGAAACCAUGACAAUGUCUGUCAAGAUAUGUGUAAUCAAAAUGAGUUGUAAUGUUGUGUACAUAUUUACGAAGAAGUAAAAAGCGCUGAAAGAAA